This is a messenger RNA of Fusarium mangiferae, 918 nucleotides long. RefSeq lists its product as uncharacterized. NCBI's taxonomy places the organism in Eukaryota, Fungi, Ascomycota, Sordariomycetes, Hypocreales, Nectriaceae. The coding region runs from base 1 to 918 and encodes 305 amino acids. Gene Ontology annotation, cellular component: mitochondrion. The record is from RefSeq and is a predicted model, not a curated record. The transcript has 5 exons.
AUGUUGUCUUUGCGAAGGAUAGCCACGACGGCAAUCCCGGUGGUUGGGCGCCAGGGUCUACGGACUGCAGCUCCAAGAACGAGAUUUUACUCUCAAGCUGUUGGGCCAUUGGUUUACGAUUUGCAUGAACCCUCACAACCAAAAUAUGACAAGAGGAACUCUCCAAUUUUGUUCCUCCACGGACUUUUCGGAUCAAAGAAGAAUAACCGAGCCAUUAGCAGAGCUUUGGCCCGAGACUUAGGAAGAUAUGUUUAUGCUUUGGAUCUCAGAAACCAUGGCGAGUCACCUCACAGCAACAAACAUGAUUAUAGUGCCAUGGCCCAGGACGUAGCUGAAUUCAUCGAGGGUCAUGGUUUGAAGGAAACAACUCUCAUCGGACACUCAAUGGGAGCCAAAACCUCAAUGGCUCUUGCACUGCGCUCUCCUGAACUUGUGGCCGACAUCGUUUCCGUCGACAAUGCCCCGGUGGACGUCUCACUCAGCAGAGACUUCCCCAAGUACGUCCGCGCCAUGAAGAAGAUCCAGGAAGCCGGUGUCACACGCCAGGCCGAAGCCGACAAGAUCCUCAGCGACUAUGAGGAGUCUCUUCCCAUUCGACAAUUUCUUCUCGGCAACAUGUACCUCCCUGAGGGCGAAAAAGUGCGCAAGUUCCGCAUCCCUCUCGACACCCUUGGUAAGGCACUGGACAACCUCGGAGAUUUUCCUUACAAGAACCCCAAUGAGGUCCGGUUUGUGAAACCGGCUCUGUUCGUUCGAGGUACCCAGAGCAAGUACGUCCCCGACGACGUGCUACCUCUGAUUGGCCAAUUCUUCCCCAAGUUUCGACUUGUUGAUAUCGAUGCUGGUCACUGGCUCAUUUCAGAGCAACCUGAGGCGUUCAGACAAGCUGUCGUUGAGUUUCUUCAAAAGUCCGAGUGA